AAAAAAAAAAAAAUUGUGUUGAAGGUGGGUCUGAACUCUGAAGUCUAUCCUCCUUAUACUACAUACAUCCACUAUUUCAUUUCGAAACAAGGUAUCAGGUCAAAACAAUAUAUAUACCAUUAGUUUUGAAUCAUAUACGAAAGCAAAACCAUGUUGAAAUCAACCAUUGCUCCCAUGUUAUCAACCCUGCAUUCCAAAACCAAACCCCAUAAGUUCUUUCCAAUCAAGGCAGCACCUUUUUCAAAUGUGUCAUCACAAUGGCCGCCAACUGUUCAACGAAAUGCCUCAAUGAACACUUUAACUGUCGAAAAUCUUGAAACCCCUACUUACAUGCUCCCUCCAGCUUCGGUUUAUGUUCAUCUCCCAUUUUGCCGAAAACGCUGCCAUUAUUGUGACUUUCCUAUACUUGCUUUAGGGUCGGCUUCAACAGAAACCGCAAACGAUGACCCAAGGAUUUUGAACUAUGUUAACUUGCUUAUCCGCGAAAUAGAAGCAACACAAGCACAUUUUGACCAACACCCGCCUCUCGAAACCGUGUUUUUUGGUGGUGGGACGCCUUCAUUGGUGCCUCCAAGGCUAGUUGCUAAGGUUCUUGAACGUUUGAAAUCGAAGUUUGGGGUGUGUUCGGAUGCUGAGAUAUCGAUGGAAAUGGACCCUGGAACAUUUGAUGCUAAGAAACUUAAUGAGUUAAUGGGGUUGGGUGUGAAUAGGGUGUCUUUAGGUGUUCAGGCAUUUCAAGAAGAGUUGUUGAAAGCUUGUGGGAGAGCUCAUGGUAUCGAGGAGGUUCAUGAGGCGAUUGAGAUCGUUGGUUCUUCUGGGGUUGGGAAUUGGAGUUUGGAUCUCAUUUCUUCUCUUCCACAUCAAACUCAAGAAAUGUGGGAAGAGAGUUUGAGGCUCACUAUUGAAGCUCAACCUACUCAUGUAUCCGUUUAUGACUUGCAAGUCGAAAAAGAUACCAAAUUCGGAUCACUGUAUACACCUGGUGAGUUUCCAUUGCCUUCGGAUACUCAAUCUGCAAAAUUCUACAGAAUGGCUUCAAAAGUGCUCGGGGAGGCUAAUUACAACCAUUAUGAAGUCAGUAGCUAUAGCAAAAGUGGUUUUGAGUGCAAGCACAAUUACACAUACUGGAUAAACAAACCAUUCUAUGCAUUUGGCUUAGGUUCUGCUAGUUAUAUAAAUGGAACAAGAUACUCAAGACCAAAGAAAUUAAAAGACUACACAAGUUAUGUGCAGAAUUUGGAGGGUGGAUUGGUUGAUCUAGGCCAAGAAGAUGAUAUUGAUGAAGGUGAAAUGGCUAUGGAUAUUGUGAUGCUUUCUUUAAGAACUUCAAAAGGGUUGGAAUUGAAGAAUUUUAUAGAAGACUUCGGAAGCCCAGUUGCUGUUGAAUUGUGUAAGGUCUACGAGCCUUAUAUGAAAAGUGGGCAUGUGGUGUUUUUAGAUCAUCAAAGAAGAGAGAUCACAGAAGAGGAGUUUAGUUCUUUGGUUCUAGAUGAUGAAAAACUGGAAAAUGAGAUUGGAUUUAUCCGGUUAAGUGAUCCUGAUGGUUUUCUAUUAUCAAAUGACUUAAUAUCUCUUGCAUUUGGGGUGAUUGAUCCAUGAACAUGUAUUAAAUGACGAGCUUUUCUUCAAGAAAUCGUUGAUGACAAUGUAAUUGUUCCAAUAGUAUCUUCUAGUUACAUGUAUUUGUAGAAAAUACUGAAUAUCUGAUUAACGGAAACAUGUUUGGCAA
Erigeron canadensis is the source of this 1729-nucleotide messenger RNA. Its product is annotated as heme chaperone HemW. The transcript is spliced from 2 exons. The record is from RefSeq and is a predicted model, not a curated record. Gene Ontology annotation, molecular function: coproporphyrinogen oxidase activity; 4 iron, 4 sulfur cluster binding. Bases 151 to 1599 code for a protein of 482 amino acids. Gene Ontology annotation, cellular component: cytoplasm. NCBI's taxonomy places the organism in Eukaryota, Viridiplantae, Streptophyta, Magnoliopsida, Asterales, Asteraceae. Gene Ontology annotation, biological process: porphyrin-containing compound biosynthetic process.